UCUUUGCACUCAACACGCUGAAAACAUGAAGGGGGUCAUCGCUCUUCUCCUGGCAGUUCUGUACUUUGAGGGACUCAAUGCUGAGUGCCCCGAACCAGCCACGCUGAGCGAUGAAAAUGGAAGCAAGCUCUGCGCUCAGAUGUUCGAGCACAGCAGCUACUACUACGCUGAAAGCUGUACUGGCAAAUUCUUGUACGUUUAUCCUGAUGAAGACACACCCAUCAUGUCAUGGACUUGGAAUAACCGCAUUUCUUCUCUUGUGGUGGGCCGAGGCUGCUCCCUGACAGUGUGGUCUCAAUCCAAAAAGCAAGGAAGUAAGAAGAAGUUUUCUGCUGGCAUUGUGUACCACCUUAAGGAAGUGCCGAAAGGCCUGUUUGGAGACUGGAACGAUUCCAUCUCAGGAUACUACUGCAUAUGCUAGACAUGAAGCAUGAGACUGAAAGCACAUUAACAUAUAAUGUCAAUGACACAGAACAUCUGUAACCCUAGUGAAUCUGUGUUUUCAGAUAUUCUGCUCAUCGUGAUUCUGCUCAAGUGAAUUAAACGUCACAUGUUGCUGCAGGAAAUCUCUGCAAAAAUGUGAUGCAGAAACA
Messenger RNA from Labeo rohita (rohu), 593 nucleotides. Its product is annotated as syncollin-like. Gene Ontology annotation, biological process: exocytosis. NCBI's taxonomy places the organism in Eukaryota, Metazoa, Chordata, Actinopteri, Cypriniformes, Cyprinidae. The transcript has a single exon. The coding region runs from base 26 to 421 and encodes 131 amino acids. Gene Ontology annotation, cellular component: secretory granule membrane. The record is from RefSeq and is a predicted model, not a curated record.